Messenger RNA from Anolis sagrei ordinatus, 1565 nucleotides. NCBI's taxonomy places the organism in Eukaryota, Metazoa, Chordata, Lepidosauria, Squamata, Anolidae. The record is from RefSeq and is a predicted model, not a curated record.
UUUUUCACGUCUUUGCGCCACCUUCUUAGGCUUUCAAGGCCAUCCGGAGCUUCAUGACCAAACUGGAGAAAGUUUCCGAAGACCCGGAGCAGCUCUCCGAGCUUGAAAAGGACGUCAACUCCAUUUCGGCCAGUCCAGGAGCCGGGGCCAGUUGGGCGGGUUGGGCCGUGACGGGGGUCUCGUCGCUCACCUCGAAGCUGAUCCGGACGAAUGCGGGGACGGCGCCGGCGGCGGAAUCGGGAACAGAGGGGGCCCCGGCCACCGCAGAGCCCCUCAAAUCAGGGGUUGGACACCCUCCGCCCUCUCCGUCUCCAGCAGCUCCGGCCUCAUCGAGUGGUUGGGACCUUGAGGAGGAAGCGGCCGAAGAGGACAGCACCGGUGACCGAUGGGAUGACGAAGACUGGGGCAGCUUGGAGCAAGAAGCGGAGCAGUCAAAGAGGCAAUCCAGUCCGGAAGACUGGAACAGCCCAGGAUGGUCGGAGCCAGUCUCUUUGGCCAGGAAACCUGAAGGCCGGACGGCGGCUACCUCCUCAAAGCCGGAGUCCGACUGGGGCGCCUCGGCCUGGGACAUGGAGCCUUCGUGGGGGCGCAAAAAGGCAGAGGGGGCUGCAAAGCCCACCGUCUGUCCGCCGGAGGGGACCAAGCUAGCCAGUGAGUACAACUGGGAGAGUGUCCCGGCCGCGGACAAGCCGGACCCGUUCUCCUCCCUCGCAGAGAGGCCAACGACAGAGAGACAGCGAAACACAGAUGCCUUUGGAGAUUGGGGCCUGGAGGAGAAUUGGGAAGCGCUGGAGUCGGACCAAGGGCCUAGCAAAGCGGAAUUGGCACGAAAGAAGCGGGAGGAGCGGCGGCAAGAGAUGGAAGCCAAGCGGGCCGAAAGGAAAGCGGCCAAAGGACCCUUGAAACUGGGAGCCAGGAAACUGGACUGAUUCCCCUCUUCUUGGGAAAGAGACUAGAUGCUCUCACGGAGCGGCAAAGGAGGUCCAAGAGACUAGGGAUUUCUUUCUUCGGGAAUGGACAAAGCACGCUGCAAUCACCCUUCGCGUCUUCCUUUCAGCCCGGAUCUUGCCCGCAAAGCAUUGGCCGAAUCCCUCCCUGCAGUAAGGCUUGAAUCCCAGGUGCCUUCAAGAAGAAGGUGGGGGGGUCGAUGUAAGCGCCGGACGCCUAUCCACAGAGGAGGAUUUGGCUGGGACAGGAAUCGAGACAUGUUUUUAUUUGUUGUGGUUUCGCUUAUUAACCACAGCUUGGUCGGGAGUGUACGUAUCCCCUGCGGAUAUUGUGGGGAUGGAUUUUUUUCACUAUCCACAGAGGAGGAUUUGGCUGGGACAGGAAUCGAGACAUGUUUUCAUUUGUUGUGGUUUCGCUUAUUAACCACAGCUUGGUCGGGAUUGUACGUAUCCUCUGCGGAUAUUGUGGGGGGAUUUUUUUUUUCGCUGUAGUUGUCACUGUACAGUUGCACGUUGUGGGUCAGAUAUGUGUACGUCCGCCAUUUUUAUUUUUUAUUUUUUUUGCCUGUUUUAUUGGUCAAUGCGGAAGCCGACAAAUAAAUUAACUCUUUAAUGAAA